This is a messenger RNA of Racocetra persica, 240 nucleotides long. Lineage: Eukaryota; Fungi; Glomeromycota; Glomeromycetes; Diversisporales; Gigasporaceae. The record is from the annotation of a GenBank genome assembly.
CAGUAAUGUCUAACUUGACAAUUAAUCCAAAUAAUAGUUUAAUGAAUAAUAAUAAUGGAGUUAUUAAUGAACUUGACAAUUCUUUAGAUGAAAAUGAAAAUUCUCUUAAUUCUCUUGACAAUUUAAUUAAUAUAUCCAAAAAAGCACUUGCUAUUUUAGAACAACAAAAAUCAUUUGUUGUGGACGUUGAAGAGUAUCAAAGAAGAAGAACAAUGCCGCUAACCUGGAAAGAUUAUAAUA